This is a messenger RNA of Myotis brandtii (Brandt's bat), 3870 nucleotides long. RefSeq names its product caspase recruitment domain family, member 11 (gene CARD11). The coding region runs from base 108 to 3068 and encodes 986 amino acids. Gene Ontology annotation, biological process: positive regulation of canonical NF-kappaB signal transduction; regulation of apoptotic process. The record is from RefSeq and is a predicted model, not a curated record. The transcript has 18 exons. NCBI's taxonomy places the organism in Eukaryota, Metazoa, Chordata, Mammalia, Chiroptera, Vespertilionidae.
GCCCCAGGCCCCCGAGGAGCCCGGCCCGGGGAGGGACGAGCCUGGCCCGGGAGGAGUGACGCUCAGGCCUCGGUAACGGGAGGAGCGGCGUCCUGAGCGCCUGCCACAUGCCAGGAGGCGGCCCCGGGAUGGACGACUACAUGGAGACGCUCAAGGACGAGGAGGACGCGCUGUGGGAGAACGUGGAGUGCAACCGGCACAUGCUGAGCCGCUACAUCAACCCGGCCAAGCUCACGCCCUACCUGCGCCAGUGCAAGGUCAUCGACGAGCAGGACGAGGACGAGGUGCUCAACGCGCCCAUGCUGCCCUCCAAGAUCAACCGCGCAGGCCGCCUGCUGGACAUCCUGCACACCAAGGGCCAGCGGGGCUACGUGGUGUUCCUGGAGAGCCUCGAGUUCUACUACCCGGAGCUGUACAAGCUGGUGACCGGCAAGGAGCCCACACGCAGGUUCUCCACCAUCGUGGGUGAGGAGGGCCACGAGGGCCUCACGCACUUCCUCAUGAACGAGGUCAUCAAGCUGCAGCAGCAGAUGAAGGCCAAGGACCUGCAGCGCUGCGAGCUGCUGGCCAAGGCGCGGCAGCUGGAGGACGAGAAGAAGCAGCUGACGCUGACGCGCGUGGAGCUGCUCACCUUCCAGGAGCGCUACUACAAGAUGAAGGAGGAGCGCGACGGCUACAACGACGAGCUGGUCAAGGUCAAGGACGACAACUACAACCUGGCCAUGCGCUACGCGCAGCUCAGCGAGGAGAAGAACAUGGCCGUGAUGCGGAGCCGGGACCUGCAGCUGGAGAUCGACCAGCUGAAGCACCGUCUGAACAAGAUGGAGGAGGAGUGCAAGCUGGAGCGGAACCAGUCCCUGAAGCUCAAGAACGACAUCGAGAGCCGGCCCAAGAGGGAGCAGGUGCUGGAGCUGGAGCGCGAGAACGAGAUGCUCAAGACCAAGAUCCAGGAGCUGCAGUCAAUCAUCCAGGCCGGGCAGCGCAGCCUGCCCGACUCGGACAAGGCCAUCCUGGACAUCCUGGAACACGACCGCAAGGAGGCGCUGGAGGACCGGCAGGAGCUGGUCAACAAGAUCUACAACCUGCAGGAGGAGGCCCGCCAGGCCGAGGGGCUGCGGGACAAGGCCUUCCACUCCCGGGACGAGGCGCAGACGCAGUACUCACAGUGCCUGAUCGAGAAGGACAAGUACCGGAAGCAGAUCCGCGAGCUGGAGGAGAAGAACGACGAGAUGCGGAUCGAGAUGGUGCGGCGCGAAGCCUGCAUCGUCAACCUGGAGAGCAAGCUGCGUGGCGGCGCCAGGGGCAGAACGGCUCCGUGGCAGAGUCUGCCCCGGAACCUGCCCGUGACCAUCAUCUCCCAGAGCUUCGGGGACGCCGGCCCCCGGACCAACGGCCAGGAAGCUGACGACUCCUCCACCUCCGAGGACUCGCCCGAAGACAGCAGAUACUUCCUGCCCUGCCACCCGCCCAAGCGCAGGAUGAACCUGAAGGGCAGGGCUCAACUCCCUGUCCCUCCCCUCUCCCCUCGGCCUCUCCUGCCCGUGGUGAGGACAGGGCGGGGACAGGAAGAAGAAGGCAUGGACGUCAGCCCCAGCUCCUCCCGGUCCCUGCCCAUCACCAGCUCCUUCCCCAAGAUGCAGCCCCACCGGAGCCGGUCCAGUAUCAUGUCCAUCACCGCCGAGCCCCCGGGGAACGACUCCAUUGUCAGGCGCUGCAAGGAGGACGCGCCCCAUCGGAGGUGGGUGACGGGCCUGGUGCCCCCCCUGCCCUCUGCACUGACCCCCUUCCCCUCCCGGGCGCCUGGGAGGGCAGCGCGGGACCCGUUUUACAGACGAGGAGGCCGAGGCUCAGAGAAGGGACAUGGCUUUCCCAGGGCCACCAGCCAGCGAGCAAAUGGCAGAACCCGCGCCACUUGCCUGGCGUGGCCCCGUCCCUUUGCAGAUGACAGCCACGAGCGGUGCUCCUUCGGACCCCCCUCCAUCCACUCCUCCUCCUCCUCCCACCAGUCCGAGGGCGUGGACGCCUUCGACCUGGAGCAGGUCAACCUCAUGUUUAGGAAGUUCUCUCUAGAAAGGUACUGUGGCCGCGGGAAGGGGCGCUGGGGUGGAGGCCACUCACCAGGUGGGACCCCCGCGAAGGGGACUGUCCAUGGCCCCUUGAAACCCUUCCCCCCCGCCACUCUUCACGUGUGUUUCGGGAGCCUGUGCCCAUGCGGGUGCACACGGGCCAGCACACGUGUGGGGGAGGGGGGUAGACAGGAGGCGAGCCAGGCGACAAGGAGGGGUGCAGUGUGGGGGGACGCUCUCGCUUCCUGGGAGCCGCCAGCCCGGGCUCUGCUGCGGCCCAGGAGGAACAGGUCUGUUCUCCAGCUAGAAGGCUGCAUCAAGGGCGAGCGGCAGAGCGUGCCCCUGGACUCCUGCACGAAGGAGGAGGCGCACUGGACCAUCCAGAGGUGCAGCGGGCCCGUCACCCUGCACUACAAGGCCAACCAGGAAGGCUUCCUGGCAGGGCCUGGCGGGGCCCCCCAGAGAGCCCAGCAGCUGCUCCUGGUCAAGCUGCAGCGGCUGAUGCAGCGGGGCAGCCGCGAGGAGGCCGACAGCGCCCACCACACCCUCAGGGCCUUCCGGGCCGACAGGCAGGAAGAGCUGGACCCCGAGAGCGAGCUCAGCAAGAACCUCAGCCUGAUCCCCUACAGCCUGGUGCGCGCCGUCCACUGCGAGCGCCGCCGGCCCGUGCUCUUCACGCCCACCAUGCUGGCCAAGGCGCUGGUGCAGAAGCUGCUCAACUCGGGGGGCGCCAUGGAGUUCACCAUGUGCAAGCCAGAUGUUGUCACGAGAGACGAGUUCCUCAGAAAGCAGAGGUCGGAGACGAUCAUCUACUCCCGAGAGAAGAACCCCAACACCUUCGAGANNNGUGGGCCGCUGCUGACUUGGGGGCUGUGCCUGCAGAACAAGCAUUGCCUGCUGGAGGCCAGCAUCAGCUGCACGCGAGACCUGAUCAAGUCCAGGAUCUACCCCAUCGUGCUCUUCAUCCGGGUGUCGGAGAAGAACAUCAAGAGGUUCAGGUAGGGCUCCGAGACCCCCGGGCGCCCUAGAGCACCCCCUCUCCUCCCGCCCCACCACCAAGCCUCUGGGGCUCCCACCCAGAGCAGCCGGGCCGGGCCGUCUGGCGGGAGGUGAGGCCAGGGCGUGUGCAGUUUGUCGAAGGCUGGGGGUGGGGAUGAGAGGAGAGGAGUCGGGAUGACGCUGAGGUUUGGGGCCCGGCGGGGACAUGCAUCACCUCUGACCCCACCUCUCCUCGCACACGACCGAGACCGAGACGGAGAGCUGAGGCCACUGCACUCUGUCACCAGAUGUUUGGGGGGCGCCUGUUAAGUGCCAGGACCUAGGGGACCCCUGAGGGAGCAGAUGAGACCAGAGCCCCCACCUGACCACUUCACACACCCCAGGUGGCCCUCAUCCAGAGCAGACCCCGCAGCUCGCCGUGGGAACGGGAUGGUGUGGCCGCUGCGGGAAACACGAUGGAGGGCCCCCAAAAUUCACACCACCUCCAGGGACCCCGCAACCCACUCCUGGCCACAGCAGGGCCGGGCAGGUGCUCACCCACCCACGUUCCGCGGCCACCCCAGUGCCCACGGAUGGGCCAGGAGCCAGCGGAGCGGGCCCAUCCAUGCAGUGGGAUGGUUGUCACCCCUGAGGUGGGAGGGUAGGGGGGACCCUGUUUUCCAGGGCCGUUGGAUGUGUAGCACAUCAUUCUCGGGCCACACAAAAUCGCCAGCUGAAACAUUUGCCUGCUCCGUUAGUCAAGCAUUUAACCACUCGCCCCUCACGCCUCAGCAGGGCCAGAGCAAAUGAUUUCAGGGGCCUUGUC